AUGCUUAAUGCUCGUACAACACAUGCAUUUCAUAUAUUUGAUGAAAAAAUUCUUGCCAUAGGAGGUUUUGAUGAUGAUGGAAAUGGUAUGUUAUCAAUUGAAAGUUAUGAUAUUCAUUGUGAUCAAUGGACUAUUUUAACAUCAAUACCGGGUGCUGUAUCGAAAACAUGGCCACAAUCACUUGGUACAGUUGGUCGACGUAUUUAUAUAUCUGUAUUUCAUACAUCGAAUUCAUUUAUUGUUAUGCAAGAAGGCUAUUUUUUUGAUUUGGAUACUCAACGAUGGGUAAAAGCACCUGUUGUACAUGAACGUGCGCGGUACUGUCCAACAGUUCAACUUCGUUUUCCUAAACAUUUUAUUAAAUCCAUACAAACAGCAACAACAACAACAACAACAAAUAAUUCAUCAUCAUUACCUGCUUCAGCUAAUAUUUUACUUAUGAAUACAUGA
Molecule: messenger RNA, 450 nt
Organism: Rotaria sp. Silwood2
Lineage: Eukaryota; Metazoa; Rotifera; Eurotatoria; Philodinida; Philodinidae
Source: the annotation of a GenBank genome assembly